Paraglomus brasilianum is the source of this 1182-nucleotide messenger RNA. NCBI's taxonomy places the organism in Eukaryota, Fungi, Glomeromycota, Glomeromycetes, Paraglomerales, Paraglomeraceae. The record is from the annotation of a GenBank genome assembly.
AUGACUACACGUUUUCGCACUCCUCUGACUAAUGCGUUGCCAAUCCCUCAACCAACUUCGAGAAGCAAUGGCAAACCUAAACUCUCCUACUAUACCGGUCCUCGUUCACGAGAUCUUGACAAUUCUUUUCAAUCGCACUCCGACUCAGUUUCACGAUCUCGCUACGAAACACUGUUGUCUGAUGGAGCCGGGACAUCCGCAGCAGCGUUUGCGGGCAACAGACACAAUAGUAAUAUGGUAACUUCAACGGAUUCUCAGGUAAUAAGAUGUGAAGAACUGUCUCCUACAAUGCAGAAUAUUGUGAACGAGUUUUUCAGGCAACAAAAACGCAAGUCUCUUGCAAAGUUACGAAGAAAUAGCAUGGGUAAAAAGCGACAGGGAUCACCUAAUGUUCUUGGGCAGUUCUCUUUUCAAUCAGAUUGUGACCCCGCAUAUGGACUAUUACAGACAGGAACUGUAACCGGGCCAUAUUCUGAUCAACUAAUGCAAGUGACGGCAUAUGGUCAACCAUCGAAUAAUUACAACAGGGCUGAAAUGAUAAUAGAAAAUACAGGUCAAAACACAUCUUCAAGGACUGUGGCGAUGACGACGAACACUGGCCAGUAUACAUACUCACAUACCGAAGUUAUGCUAAGAAACGUGAGUCAAAAUGCAUCUAAUAGCAAUGAAGCGAUGAUAACGAACGCUGGCAAAAAUGCAUCUUCACAUAUUGAAGCCGUCAUAAGAAACACAAGUCAAAAUUCGUCUUCCAGCACUGAGGCAAUGGCGAUAGACACACACCAAUCCGUGCCGAGUUCUGAGAGUUGUGCGCAGCGUUUACCAGAAUUAGGAAAUGCAAUGUCUGAGAAUACUCCGACACGAUUUGCGAGUCAAUCGCUUAGCGAACGUCUGCUUAUUAAACAAGAAGAUUUCGAUGGCUCCGUAAUACACUACGGAGUCAAUUCUGAUGAUGCCUGCGCUUUCUCGAAAGCAUCGGCGAGGACUGAAGAGAAUAAUGGACUUUACGCUGAGAUCGAUCCUGAUCAGUCAUUCCGGUUGUUGACAGCGCUAAAACUUUCCAAGAGAGGUAUUGAAAGAGCGCAAGGCAAAUUGCCGCAAAAAUAUAGGGACAGGUUGAGUAAAGUAAGAAAGUCGAAAAUUGUCAGACCCCUUACAGUUGAGGUGAGACAUUUAGCUGUUUGA